Trichomycterus rosablanca is the source of this 1156-nucleotide messenger RNA. RefSeq names its product phosphatidylinositol glycan anchor biosynthesis, class F (gene pigf). The record is from RefSeq and is a predicted model, not a curated record. Gene Ontology annotation, biological process: GPI anchor biosynthetic process. Gene Ontology annotation, cellular component: endoplasmic reticulum membrane. NCBI's taxonomy places the organism in Eukaryota, Metazoa, Chordata, Actinopteri, Siluriformes, Trichomycteridae. The coding region runs from base 164 to 823 and encodes 219 amino acids. The transcript is spliced from 6 exons.
ACUAAGCUGAAUGAAGUCGUUCAUGUUGCACUGUUGUGAUUAGAAGAUGAGAUGUACAGCUUGUAGAGGUUCUGUGUGAAAUCUGCUAAUCAUCAUAUACAGCAGUAACAGCGAUCCGGUUUAAGAAUUAUUUGCAGAAGAAGGUGAAAUAACUAGAGUAAUCAUGUGGGAUGUGGAGAUCAGAGGCAUGGCAUCAGCUCAUGCCCUCAUUGCCGGCUCCAUGCUGAUGGGCACGCUCAUUCCCACUCUUACUGUGGAGAAGUUUUCAGUGUAUGGGACCCACUUGGUGUGGCUUUAUUCUGUUGCUGGGUCCGUUGCUGUUGUCAACAUUCUUGUGUACUGGCUUCUGGGCGUUAGUCCUCCAACAAAGAAACACACACUGAGCUAUAAGUUGUCAAAGCUGAUUAGAUCAUGUGUAUAUUUUCUGCUGUCGUGUUUUUUCUUCCACACUGUGGUUGUGCUGUAUGGAGCACCGCUACUGGAAUCAGCUCUGAAGACAUUUUCCCUAGCUGUUCUGCUCUCCACCCUCACCACACUAAGGUGUUUGUGUAUCCUUGGUCCGAACGUACAGGCAUGGAUUCGAGUUUUCAGUAGAGAUGGGGCGAUGUCAGUGUGGGAUACCUCUCUACAGAUCACCACUCUAUGCAGCAUCGUUGGAGCCUGGCUUGGUGCUUUCCCCAUACCUCUUGAUUGGGACAGACCCUGGCAGGUCUGGCCCAUUUCCUGUUCCCUGGGAGCGACAGGAGGGUUUCUGACAGGACUGCUGGCUGCCCCAAUCUGGAUCCGCUGGCAUCGGAAACAGCUCACUUACAAACUUAAGUGAAGAACGGGGAGUACAGGCACAGGCCGAGUCCUAGAUUUGCCAAGUGUCUGAGGCAUCCAGCCUAGAAAUGACACAAGCUUGCACCAAGUGUUUAAAAAGAAAUUUUCUCUGAGGUCACUGUAGCAGAAAAGCUAGAAAAAAUCCCCCGUCCCUCUCCCAGGUUUGAAUGAUUUGUUCUGUGUUUCGGUUUAUGUAUCCAUUCAACCAUUCCUUUUUUAUAUUUCUGGUAAAAGCAGUACUGGAAAAUAAAAAACAAUUAUAAGAAAGGCAAUUUGUUGCAAGUUGAAAGAUGGAGGUUCCCUUUUAUUAAGAAAUAAAGUGUUACUUCUGUAA